Galleria mellonella (greater wax moth) is the source of this 1216-nucleotide messenger RNA. RefSeq lists its product as uncharacterized. NCBI's taxonomy places the organism in Eukaryota, Metazoa, Arthropoda, Insecta, Lepidoptera, Pyralidae. The coding region runs from base 212 to 1162 and encodes 316 amino acids. The record is from RefSeq and is a predicted model, not a curated record. The transcript has a single exon.
AUCACUGGCUACAAUAACAGCCAAGGUGUUUGACGGUUUACUUGAUACGCAACUUAGACGACAUCUAAACUUGCAUGACCUUCAAUUUGGCUUCAGGCAGGGGGUGUCGACUGAAUCGGCCAUUCUGUGUCUCAAGCAUACGGUCAGAUACUACACAGACAGAUCCACUCCAGUCUAUGUAUGUUUCUUGGAUUUAAGUAAAGCCUUUGAUAUGGUAUCUUAUGAUCUUUUAUGGAGUAAACUUGAUAAUACUACGCUUCCUACAGAGUUAGUUAGAGUUCUUGAGUAUUGGUACAAUAAUCAAAGUAAUCAGGUGAGGUGGAAUGAUACUCUAUCAGACUCAUACCGAUUAAAAUGCGGAGUGAGGCAGGGUGGGCUGACUUCACCCAACUUGUUUAAUAUGUAUGUAAAUGGUCUAAUUGAGGAGCUCAGCGGAAUGCAUGCUGGGUGUUAUAUUGAUGGAGUAAGCGUCAAUAACAUAAGCUAUGCCGACGACAUGGUACUGCUGAGCCCCUCAAUUGGAGCUUUAAGAAAAAUGCUAGCUGUGUGUGAAGCAUACGCGAAAAACCAUGGUCUGGUAUAUAAUUCUAGCAAAAGUGUAAUUAUGACAUUUGUAUCUGGACAUAAAAAACCGAAGUAUGUGCCUCCUAUAUCACUUAAUGGAAAUGUACUUGACGUGGUAACUGAUUUUAAAUAUCUCGGUCACAUUAUUUCAAAUACUUUAAAAGAUGACCUGGAUAUAGAACGAGAAAGAAGAGCAUUGGCAGUUAGAAGUAACAUGUUGGCCCGCAGGUUUACUAGAUGUACAAAACAAGUAAAAAUAACCCUGUUUAAAGCUUUUUGUCAGGUGUUCUACACAAGUAGCUUGUGGGUCAACUAUAGUCAAAAAACUUACAAUGCUCUUCGAGUCCAAUAUAAUAAUGCCUUCAGGGCACUGUUGGGGCUACCUAGUCACUGUAGUGCGUCACACAUGUUUGCACGGGAGCGUACAGAUGAUUUUUACGCAAUACGACGCAAACGAAUUGUUUCGCUGUUGGGUAGGGUGCGUGUUAGCUCAAACAGUGUCCUGAAGACAAUUGCUGAUAAAAUGGACUGUCCCAUCCUAAAAUACUGGGUGGGACAGGUUAUCAAUGUAAGAGCGUUAUCACCGCUCAUUUACUAACAUAGGUUAAGUCAAUUUGUAACUAACAAAAUGGGCCUUGUAGUCUAAUUAAAU